Messenger RNA from Sardina pilchardus (European sardine), 5611 nucleotides. It is a transcript of the gene tcf12, whose product is annotated as transcription factor 12. The record is from RefSeq and is a predicted model, not a curated record. Gene Ontology annotation, cellular component: transcription regulator complex; chromatin. Gene Ontology annotation, biological process: regulation of transcription by RNA polymerase II. Gene Ontology annotation, molecular function: RNA polymerase II cis-regulatory region sequence-specific DNA binding; DNA-binding transcription factor activity, RNA polymerase II-specific; protein dimerization activity. Lineage: Eukaryota; Metazoa; Chordata; Actinopteri; Clupeiformes; Clupeidae.
CUCGCAAGUUACAUACAGGGGAUAUUUGCAAAAUAUAAUUAUUUCAAGGUUGAAAUCGUUGUCUGUCAGACGCGCAAAAGGAAGGCAAGUCAACUAUAGGCACACCAGAUCGCCCUAGUUGGAUUUUCAAACGAGAAAAGAUUUAGUUAAAGAUCGCAAAGAUGAACCCACAACAGCGGAUUGCCGCUAUUGGAACCGAUAAGGAAUUGAGUGACCUGCUGGACUUUAGCGCGAUGUUCUCCCCACCGGUGAGCAGUGGGAAGAACCGGCCGACCACCCUCGCCAGCAGCCAGUUCACCGCUGCAGGUAUGGAUGAGCGAACAACUCAGGCGUCAUGGGCCCCAGGUGGCCAGUCCAGUCCCUCCUACGAGUCCUCCAGAGGGUUUGCAGACAGUCCUCAUUAUGCAGAUCAUCUGAGUGACAGUCGAUUAGUGUCCCAUGAAGGAUUGUCCCCAACACCUUUCGUGAGUCCCAACAUAAUGGGGAAGUCAGAGCGGCCUGCGUUUCCGGGUUACGCAAGGGAGCCAGGUGUGUCAGGCUGCCAGUCGAAUCUGCGCUCAGACACGGCUCUGGACAGCCCUGCACAGGUGAGCACCGGGAACACACCUGGGAAGAGCCCCGCCCCUUUUUUCCCCUUCACCGGCUCCAGCACACGAAGACGCUCACUGCAGGAAUCGCCCGCCACGGAUCCUCUCCAAACAAAGAAAGUGCGCAAGGUUCCUCCUGGCCUUCCAUCAUCUGUGUAUGCUCCGUCCCCUAACUCUGAGGACUUUAACAGAGACUCUCCCUCCUACCCCCCCACCACCACCACCAAGGCCCCCAACAGCAUGUUCACCGGCACAUUCUUCGACGGGACCCACAACUCCUCGGAUCCCUGGAGUUCGUCCAAUGGGAUCAGCCAGCCGGGCUACGGCGCCAUGAUGGGCGGAGCUUCGUCUCACAUGUCACAGUCUGGAAACUAUAGCAACCUGCACUCACAUGACAGGCUGCAGCCCUACCCUGCUCACGCGGUGUCUCCCUCAGACAUGAGUGUGAGUCUGCCCCCCAUGUCCAGCUUCCAUCGCUCCUCCAGCACCAGCUCCUCGCCCUUCGUCCCCGCCACACACACUCCUCCAGUCAACACCAGCGAGGGCGUCAUGGGGCGGAGCUCACCGUGAUGAGGCGGGCAGUUUGAGCACCAAUCACAGCGGCCUGCCCAGUAAUGGCCCCUCCCCCAGCAGUGAGAUCAACCACCAAGCUGAUGGGUUCAGAGGAUUGGCGGGCAGCUUGGCCAGUCAGGUGGCGGCGGCUCUGGAGCUGAAGAUGGAGAACCCGGAUAAGGAGGAGCUCCCUGACCACGCCUCCUCAGAGGACCUCAAGUCCGACGACGAGAGCGACCGCAGGGACAUCAAGACCCCCCGCGGAGGCACCCGCACCAGCAGCAUCAACGAGGACGAGGACCUACCCCCGGAGCAGAAGGCGGAGCGUGAGCGCGAGCGGCGGAUGGCCAAUAACGCGCGGGAGCGGCUGCGCGUGCGCGACAUCAACGAGGCGUUCAAGGAGCUGGGCCGCAUGUGCCAGCUGCACCUCAAGAGCGAGAAGCCCCAGACCAAGCUGCUCAUCCUGCACCAGGCCGUCGCCGUCAUACUCAACCUCGAGCAGCAAGUCAGAGAGCGGAACCUGAACCCCAAAGCAGCCUGCCUUAAGCGGAGAGAGGAGGAGAAGGCGUCAGGAGUCUCAGCAGAGCCCCAGCAGCCCCACCCAGCUGUUCACCCUGGCCUCAGCGACACAGCCAACCCUAUGGGCCACCUUUGAGAUCAAAGACGGUGCGGAUCAAGUGUGUAAGAUGGCAGUGGUGACAUUGCUUCCCACCGGCCGGCAGGACUCCCAGCUUGUGACACAGAUUCGAAGAGACACAUCACUUGAAGCGAGAUUUAAAAAAAGAAGAAGAAGAAGAAGAAAAAAACAGAAAAGCGAAUAAAAGAAAAGUAAUCCCUACGCGGUGGAGAGGACUAAACUGGCCAGUGUCCAGACUCCCCCGGAUGCAGACAGAAUCUCAGCCCCACAGAAGAAGAAACCCAUUUUUAAAAAAAAGAAAAGAAAAGAAGAAAAAAAAACAACAACUUUGAAUGACAGAAAGCCCAAGACUUUAGCACAUACCGGUGUCUGUGUGCAGAGUGUCACAUCUGACCAAUCAGAGACUGUCUCCAUUGUCUAACCCCGCCCCCACCCGACCCCCACCCCACCCCACCCUUCGGGAAGCAGCCUUGUGCCUAAACUGAAUUUGACGAAUGCAUUGUAACAGCAAUUAUUCUUGUUUAUUUGUUUUGUUUAUCAUUUCAUUUGUUGUCUUUUUUCUAUUUAUUAUGUUACUGAGCUAUAAAGUCUAUGCUUAAAGGGAAAGUUACGACAUUGCUUUGAGAGGCCGAUGACGUUUCAGUUGAUCUACAGUUUGCCAGGGACCGAGCAAAGCUAGCGGUGUUAGCGAUGUUAGCACUCUCGCCUCUUUCGUCUGAGCUGAGUUCAGUGAAGCCAUGAAGAUCAUGAGAUUAAUAUAUAUUUUAGCCCAUUCAGAUCAAAUAAUUUAUGUUCUCAGAAAGAAUUGGCACCACCAGAUGCUCAAAGAUUCUCAAUGAUGGAAAAAAAAAACAAAAGUGUUUCUUUGUUUCUUGAUUUUGUUUUUUUAGAUAAUAUAUUAUUUAUAUUUGUAUAGUACACAAAUGUCAAACCAAAACUACCUAUGUACUCAUUUCAGCUCAGACUGUGUCCAGCAAAAAGGCACUAGAGAGGAAUCGCAGGAGUGCACACAGAGGUCACGGCAAAGGUCAAAGGUCAAAGGUCAGGAAGCGGCUGGUUUCUGCAUCAGUAGAGAAGGAUGGCAAACUCUAGCUUUCCUGAAAGGUCAAGCGUGGGCUGUUAGCCAGACGUGUUCCCCACCACGGACUGUUCACACUCAGAGAGCCAACAAGCGUGACAGAGAGAUAGAGAAAGAAAAAGAAAGAAAGAGAGUGAGAGAGAGAGAGCACAAGCAUUCAGCAUUAAAUGACACCAGAUAGCGGCAUAUAUAUGUCCUAAUCUGGGCCAAACACAGGCCAGAAGUGGCCCAGAUAUGUUUCGGACUCGCCUGCUGUCCAGGCCAUGCAUUCCCUGCCAGGUCUCUUCAGUGUCUUAAGGAGCGGCGGAGGAGGGUUGGGUCUUUCCCGCCUUUUUUCCUCCGUAGAGAGUUAGCAUGAAAACAACAGCUCACCCUGAAGAUAGUUGGUUUUCUUAGCCCAGUUUCUGAUGAGGAGUUCUGGAGGCGUGGCUAGCCAUGACAUAAACAUCCAGAACUCUUCAGUUGAAACUAUGGCAACCAUGGAGAUUGCUUUGAGAGGCAGUAGAUUAACAGACAAAAAACUGAAGUAAUAAAAGAAAAAGAAAAAAACAUUUAAAAAAAAUUCAACGAAGACCACAUCAUCUGGCCUGAGUUCAAGUUUUACAUUAUUUUUGUCUUUCUGUCUAGUAAUACAGUACAAUUAACAAUUCCAAAAAAAUCAUACAAAAAAUCAUUACUCAAAAUAACCGUGUCAUAUGUUUAUUUGUAAUAUAUGUAUACAAAGCAUUUCUUUAGGCUUCACUCUACAGCGUUGUUACAUUGAGUGUAAUUUAGCCAAGGGAGAUUCUAAGUUAUUUAGAAUGCCUCCUUAGCCCCACCCCCACUUCAGCAGCAGAAAUGGCUGAUGGGAAAUGUAGGCGUUGUAGUCAGAGUUGAACAGAAGCCCCAUCAGUCCUGGUGACCAGAAGAACAACAAGCAGCUCUAGAGGGCACUCAGUCUCAUCACUCCUCUCCCAUUUACACUGUUGUUUUUUUAAGCUUUUGGUGUGUGUGUGUGUGUGUGUGUGUGUGUGUGUGUGUGUGUGUGUGUGUGUGUGUGUGUGUGUGUGUGUGUGUGUGUGUGUGUGUGUGUGUGUGUGUGUGUGUGUGUACGUACGUGUGUGUGUAUGUGUGUGUGUGCUGUACAUUCUCUGGCUUUCAAUGCUCUAUCUCUGUUUGAGAUCUCCUCAGUAUCUUCCUUAACCUCCUGUCUUCCGAUCGUCGUCCAACUGUCUGACAAGGCCCUCACAGCCCCACUAGGUUCCCCAUAACACUGACUAGAACCGCAGUGAUCUGUAUCAGUUCUUCCAAAGCUCAGACUAGAACCACACAAUGACCAGUUCUUCCAUAGCACAGAAGAGAACCACAAAACAUCUGAUCAUUUCAUAGCACCGACUAGAAUCCCUCAGCCACUGUAGCCUGUUAUCUGAUUGUAUAGACUAGAACCACACAGCUAUGGAGAUACUGCUAAACAGAACCACAUAAGAGCACAGCUGCUCACAAAACCACAAAUCCGUUCUUACAAGUUCCCACUCGAACACUGAGACCAGAACCACCACACCAUAGUUACCGGUACCCUCCUAGAUCUGAGGCCACAACCACAAACACGACCACAGAAAUACUGGUUCUCUUCUGUAGCAGACCACAACAUCGCAGAACCACUCCUCAGAACUAUAUUUCUACACAGCAAUCAAUUAGCAUAAGCCCCAUGAAGAUUCAUGACGUUAUCGUCCCAUCAGUGUUUCCCCGUGUAGUGUUUGGCCUCGUUGAACUCUAUAUUUGAGAAUGUGUGUCGCCUAUCCCCUAUCCCUGCUCAGUCAAUAGUCAAACUGAAGUUGUGUCAUUGCUUUUGCCAUUUUCCAAUUUGUUUAUUUUAUUUCCUUUUUUCUGCCAUCUGUUUGUUUGUUUGUUUGUUUGUUGGCUAAUGUUAGACUUUAAUGUAUUCCCAGAUGCUUUCCCUCAUGAGAUAUAUAUGACAAAAAGCUUAAAAAAAGAAAAAAAAACAUUUGGCUUAUUUUUCACUGUAGUUAGUCUUUUAUACUAUAAUAUUGUAAGAACAUUUCUUGAAUUCUAAAUAUUACUCUUUCUAGAUUUUUGAAAUCAAAAGUUUUGAGUAAAAAAGUUUCUUACUUUAUUUUACUAUAUUAGAUAGUAAAAGAAAACAAACAAAGUAUGGUUCAUUACCAUAACCUAUCAAUUACCAUAACCUAUCGAUUACUAUCAGAAACAAACAGAAACAAAAACAAUGAGGCGUAGCAGCAUCUUAAGAACACAGUAGGAUUGUAGCUCUGUGUAGGCAAGGACAGGGAGGUUCCGAGCUCAAUGUUCUUAGAGGAUGUUGUUCUAAGCGUCAUGAUCUCCACUGCAGUUGAUGGUUGAUGAGUGAUUUGCACCCGCGGUGAAAUGUGUAAGGUUUUGUUGUCAAAUGCACAUCUUUAAAGGACAAAAAAGAGAAACAAACUUAAAAAUAAUAACCACAAACCAUGAACCAGCAGGAGAAGAGAUGAAGAGUUGAUAUUUUCUGUCUCUGUAACAGGAAACACAACGUGUAUAUAACAUGUAGCAAUAAAGGUGCCAUGUUUCUUAACUGAGACUGUACGUGCAUUUGUUUCCCUUCACUACAACACCCGAGUCUUUGUUGGUGUUUAGUUUUGUGUGGUCUUGUACAUGACUUUAGCUAUACAUGUCAAAUCAUGAUUCUUUUUUUUUAUUUCGUCAGAAAUGUUGAGGAACUUGAAUUCCAUUUCCUUAGUAAGGUGGAACUACAAUACAGUUGUU